GGAGCCCUAGGACGAGACAGCCGAGGGCGCAGCCACAGCCUCAGCCGCCUCGGAGCGGCAGGAGGGAGCAGCCGGUCGCUGCGCCCAGACGGGCCACUUUGCCGCGACCCCGCUCUUCUGCCCUGGGCCGAGAUCUUCCACCCGGCGCCCCUCCGGGUACCCCCGGUCCAACCCCUUUGAAACGACAUGGAAGAAUUUUUGCAACGCGCCAAGUCUAAACUGAAUCGAAGCAAACGCUUGGAGAAGGUCCAUGUGGUUAUUGGUCCUAAAUCGUGUGACUUGGAUUCUCUCAUUUCUGCCUUCACAUAUGCUUAUUUUCUAGACAAGGUCAGUCCACCGGGGGUUCUCUGUUUACCAGUACUGAACAUACCGAGAACUGAAUUCAACUACUUCGCUGAGACAAGGUUUAUUUUAGAAGAGCUAAAUAUCUCCGAGUCAUUCCACAUAUUCCGAGAUGAAAUUAAUCUGCAUCAGCUAAAUGAAGAAGGGAAGUUGUCUAUAACACUUGUUGGCAGCAACGUGCUGGCAAGUGAGGACAAAACUUUAGAGUCAGCAGUUGUCAAGACCAUUAAUUCAGGUGAGCAGAGUGAUGGCAGGUUUGAGCUCCAAGAGUCUUCCUCUUCCCUCGUGUUGAAAGAGAUUCUCCAGGAGGCUCCUGAGCUCAUCACAGAACAGCUGGCUCAUCUCCUCAGAGGUAGUAUCCUUUUCAAGUGGAUGACCAUGGAAUCAGAGAAGAUCUCAGAGAAGCAGGAGGAAAUUCUGUCUAUCCUGGAAGAAAAAUUUCCUAACUUGCCUCCAAGGGAGGACAUCGUCAACAUCCUGCAGGAGACCCAAUUCAGUGCUCAGGGUCUCAGUAUUGAACAGACAAUAUUAAAAGAUCUAAAGGAACUGUCAGAUGGAGAAAUAAAAGUGGCCAUUAGUACCGUGAACAUGACCCUUGAGAACUGUCUGUUUCACAGCAAUAUCACCAGCGAUUUGAAAGCAUUUACAGACAAAUUCGGUUUUGAUGUCCUCAUCCUGUUCUCCAGCUACCUGUCAGAGGAGCAGCAGCCCAGACGCCAGAUCGCCGUGUACUCGGAGAACCUAGAGCUGUGCAGUCAGAUCUGCUGCGAGCUGGAAGAGAGUCAGAGCCCUUGCCUGGAACUGGAGCCCUUCGAAUGUGGCUGUGAUGAGAUCCUGGUGUACCAGCAGGAGGACCCUUCAGUGACUUGUGAUCAGGUGGUUCUCCUUGUCAAGGAAGUCCUCAACAGGAGGUGUCCAGAGAUGGUCUCCAACAGCCGGACGUCGUCAACAGAAGCUGUGGCAGGCAGUGCCCCCCUCUCCCAGGGGUCUUCCGGGAUUAUGGAGUUGUAUGGUUCUGACAUAGAGCCACAGCCCAGCUCCGUGAAUUUCAUAGAGAACCCUCCAGAUUCCAAUGAUUCCAACCAGGCCCAGGUGGAUGCCAACAUAGACCUCGUUAGCCCAGAUAGUGGGUUGGCCACUAUCAGGAGCAGCCGUUCAUCCAAGGAGAGCUCGGUCUUCCUCAGUGAUGACAGUCCAGUGGGAGAAGGUGCAGGGCCUCACCACAGCCUCCUCCCAGGGCUUGACUCAUAUAGUCCCAUACCCGAGGGGGCAGUGGCAGAGGAGCAUGCACGGUCCGGAGAACAUGGUGAACACUUUGACCUCUUCAACUUUGACCCAGUACCCAUGGUUUCUGGGCAGUCCCAACCAUCUUCCCAUUCUGCAGACUGCUCCCCAGCAGAUGACUUCUUCCCCAAUAGCGAUUCAUCGGAAGGACAGCUUCCCACUGGGCCUAAAGGACUUGACGGGAUAGGGAUCAACAUGUCUAAUUAUUCAUCCAGUUCACUUUUGUCAGAGGCUGGCAAAGAUAACCUUGUGGAAUUUGAUGGAGAGUUUGUCCAAAGACAAGAAAGUCCUAGAGAUAACUCUGAAAGAAAUUUGAGCCUGACAGGUUUUAUGGGAGAUGAGUCUCCUUCACCAGAAAGGCUGGAAAAUAUUGGAAAGAGGAUCCCACCAACACCUAUGAAUAGUUUUGUUGAAAACUCACCAUCCCCUGAAGAACCAGACCCUCUCUAUUCAGAAGAUAUAACCCAAAAAGCAAUCAACACAGGUCACACAGAGCCACCUCCAACCCGUGCUCGGUGCAGCAGUUGGUGGGGUGGUUUGGAAAUUGACACUAAAAAUAUUGCAGAUGCAUGGAGUUCCAGUGAGCAGGAAUCGGUCUUCCACAGCCCUGAGUCAUGGAAAGAUCGUAAGCCAAGCUCAGUUGAUAGAAGAGCCUCAGAUUCUGUAUUUCAACCAAAAAGUCUCGAAUUCCCAGGGUCAGGUCCCUGGAAGUGUGAAUUUGGUCAGCCUGAACUGGGUAGCAGUGAUAUUCAAGACCAAAAUGAGGAAAGCAUGCAGUUUCAGAACCUGCCCCUGGAGAAAUCACAUUUGCCAAAUGAUUCUGCUCAGAAAACGAACCACCUGAUAGAAGACUUCGCUGCCUUGUGGCAUUCCGGCCACUCUCCCACAGCGAUGCCUGAGCCAUGGGGAAAUCCUACGGAUAACAGUGAACCAGCGGCUACAGCAUCAUUCCCUGCCUGGGGGGCAUUUGGUAAAGAAGAUAAUGUUGAAGCUUUAAACAGUACCUGGAAUCUGCACCCCACAAGUGGUGAGACACCUUCUGUGAGGGACCCAAAUGAGUGGGCCAUGGCAAAGAGUGGGUUUUCUUUUCCUUCAGAAGACCUACUGGACAAUUCACCCAGUGAGGCAGGUAAUGAAGCAGCUCCAGAAAUCUGGGGCAAGAGGAACGGUAACUCCAGGGAUAACAUCCUUGUAUCUGGAAAUCCCAGUUCUGAUCCGGACCAUGCAUGGAAUAAUUCUAAGCCAUCGAAGGAAGAUCAGAGUGGUUUAGCAGAUCCUGAAACUAGGGGGCAGGUGUAUGAAAAGGUAGAUUCCUGGAACCUUUUUGAGGAGAGUGUUAAGAAAGGAGGGUCAGACGUCCUAGCUCCUUGGGAAGAUUCCUUCUUAGCAUAUAAAUGCUCCGAUUACAGUGCAUCCAACAGAGAAGAUUCAGUGCCCUCCCCCUUAGAUACCAACUACUCCACCUCGGACUCCUACACAUCACCAACAUUUGCUGGGGAUGAAAAGGAAACUGAAAACAAGACAUUUGCUAAAGAAGAAGCUUCUGAGUCAAAAGAUGCUACCUGUACCGCCGAGGAGGCUGGAAUUCCCCCUCAGUCACUGCAGCAGCCACCUAGGAAUCGAAUUAGUUCAGGUCCUGGGAACCUAGACAUGUGGGCUUCUCCUCAUGCAGAUAGUAGUUCUGAGAUGAAUGCCACUCGCAGCCCAGAUCGAGAUUUGCUCAAGACAGAGCACACAGAUGAUAAAACCGUCGCCAUGGAGGAUGACGCUGGGGGAAGCAGCCAGUCCAGUUACGAUGACCCCAGCAUGAUGCAGCUGUACAAUGAAACAAACCGGCAACUCACACUUCUGCACAGCAGCACCAACUCCCGGCAGGCGGCCUCCGACAACCUCGACUUGUGGAACAGAGUGAUUCUGGAGGACACGCAGUCCACCGCGACCAUCUCGGAUAUGGAUAAUGAUUUGGACUGGGAUGACUGCAGUGGGGGCAUGACGAUCCCUGGCAAUGGUCACACAGAAGAAUACCUGGCUGACAGUACUGAACCAGAAACCCGAUUUUCAGUGAGACAGCUGGAACCAUGGGGCGUGGAGUAUCAGGAAGCUAGUCAGGCAGACUGGGAACCCCCUGUCUCUGCUGAGCACCCCAAAGACACUGCUCCUAGCGAAUAUCACACACUGAAUGAGAAAAGUGGGCAGCUGAUCGCAAACAGUAUUUGGGAUUCUGUCAUGAGAGCUAAAGACGUGUCAUCUUUCAUGUUACCAGCCCCACCGUAUAUUACAGAAUCUGAACCAAGCAAAUUGCCUCCUGAAUCUCCCAGCCAUUCAGCAAAUGUUAAGGACAGUCUCAGCCCAGAUGGGCUAGAAGCCUCUGGAGACAGCGAGUUGGGAGCACUGACACCUCAUCCUGACAACCAGGACACGUGGAGAGGACCCCUGCACAGUGAUACAGCACCCUUGGGGACUGGGCUUGAGAAUCCAGGGCAUUUUGCACACUCAGAUUCAUGGAAAGGUCAUAGCUAUGGACAAAGUGAAAGUGAGGAUGUCCCUGGAGCCACUGACAGCAGGCGCCUCGAUGAGGAGGUGACAGGCCGUGUCACAGAUAAUGCCUCAGGGAUUUCUGGAAAAGGGCCAGGCGACCAGGAACUCUCUUCUCCAGUUACAUCUGAACAUCAAGAAAUCUCUGUUGAAUCAGACAAAAUCAACUCUUUUUCAGUCACUUUCAGUCCUCAAACCGAGGAACCAAAGAAAGCUUCAAAAUAUAAGAAGGGGUCUUACAACCUAUACUCCUGUGAUGUGCAAACAGGGGUGUCCACAAAUCACCUGCAGGCAAAAGAUAGCUAUGAAAAGCACCUCGUGAGUCAUAGAAAUUCAAGUGAAGCCACUGAGAUUUCAGGUGAGAUAAAUUUAACAAAAAAUGUGUCUUUAUCUGAAAUGGAUCUUGAGAACACUGAAGAAUGUAACAUUCUGGAGCCAGAGAGAGUGAACGAAGGGCCACCUCAUGAAUUUCCCCGAAGCCUUGACAUUCGGAAUGACCCUGUACAUGGUGAUACGCAGGCCAGUUGGACAAGUUCUGAGAUAACUAAGAAUCUCGAAGUUAAGGGUACUGAAAACAGCCUUUCAGGAGCCAGUUCAUCUGGAAAUCGUGACAGAGAAAGCAUUUCUAGUGAGUACACUCUUUCAAGUGCAUCAAGUCCCGAUCCCAAUGACUCUUCGUCUGCACUGUCUUCCUGGGGCCAUGGACCCAGGACUGAGCAUGAAAAAGAGAAUCGAGAUGAUCGGAGUGAACCGAAUCACCAAGAAUCUGAACUAGUCACCACUGAUGGCCAACUAGAAGUCGUUAUUGAAAUGGAGGACUUAGAAAAAAAUAGAAUGGACGAGUUUGAAAAGAGCUUUGAUCACAAGGUUCCUAGAUUUUUAGAGAUUUGGAAUGACUCAGUUGAUGGUGAUUCCUUGUCCUCUUUAUCCAGCCCUGAAACAGGCAAAUAUUCUGAAUAUUCAGGUACAUAUCAGGAAAGAAAUCUAAUGGUUAGCCAGCAGGAGAAAAAUGAAUGUGACAUGCCUGAAACUGUGCAGCCAGAGGAUGCCAAGGUCAUUUCAAGGAUCUCAGGUCCUGAUGAUGAUAGCAUGGGCGCUGGAGAGUCGGUGGAGAACGGGAUCCAUUCACCUAUUUGCCAAGUUGCUCAGAGUGAAUCCAGAGCUUGUGAUUCGUUUAAUGAAUCUAAUAAGUUCUGGGCCGCAGCUGAUCCCAAGUCUGAGGAAUUUGCUGGCUACAUAGGCAGUCCAGAACAAGCAGAGAAUGAGAAAAAGUCAAACCCGUCUUGUGACAUUCCACAAAGCAGCCCCGAUCCCUGGAAUUUCUCACCACUGGCAGAGACUGAAAUACAGAUUACAGCAGUAGAGAAGGAGAUGAAAUCUUCAGAAACAAGGAAGACGGGAGAUGUCAUCUGGCAAACAGCUCCCAAAACUGAACCAAAGAAUGAAGAUAAUUCUAAGUUGGAAAGGCUUGGCUUCUCAGCUGAGAGCACUGACUGGUGGAGGACCUCGCCGCAAGAAGGGAGGCCACGUGAGAGUACAUGUGAAGGGGAACUGUCUAACUCAAGCAGUGUGUUAGGGAUGAAUUCUUCACUAUGCCAAAAUAUGGGUCCCUGGGGAGUACCCAUCCAGGGUGAUGAUGAAUCCAUGGACCAAUCCUUUACCAAUCCUUUCAGUGAUAAACAUCAGCCACCCUUUCUGGAGAGCAAUGAGGGGAACUCCCACGAGCAGCUUUGGAACAUUCAACCAAGGCAGCCAGACCCAGAUGCCGACCAGUUUAGCCAGCUGGUAGUACUGGACCAAAUCAAAGAAAAGGAUUCAAGAGAGCAAACCUUCAUGUCUUCUGCUGGUGAUGGACUCGCCGCUGAAAUGCCUACCCAAGAGCAGUGUCAGGAUACCGUGCUGUCAGCCUGGGAGCAGCCAGACCCAUCUUCUCACACAGAUGGAAAUGAACGUGUUAUAUCUAAUGUUUCAACUAUUGUGUGUCCAGAAACAAAUUGGUGGAAACAAGAGAAAUCAUACCUCGGUGAAAUGACAAAUUCAAGCAUUGCCACAGAAAAUUUCCCAGCUGUCAGUUCUCCCACACAAUUGAUAAAGAAGUCAUCCUCUGAAUGGGGUGGCUCUACCCCGACUGAGAGUCCCCAAGAUGCCUUUGUUCCAGAUAUUUUACAUGGCAACUUCCAAGAGGGUGAGCAACUGGCCACAGCUUCGCCUGACCUGUGGGUGGAUGCUAAGCAGCCCCUCAGUUUGAAAGCAGAUGGUGAGGGCCCCGAUAUACUCACUCACUGUGACCAUGACAGCAAUUCGCAGGCUUCCAGCAGCCCUGAUAUAUGUCAUGACUCUGAAGCAAAGCAAGAGACUGAGCAGCACAUCAGUGCUUGCAAGGGACCUGAAGUGGAAUCUGGUGAAUUUCAUCUCACUGAGCCAAAGACAAGUGAAGGGCCCAGUCGGGAGCCUGGGCAGGAAUUUGUCCCAUACAGUUCAGAGCUCUGUUCUGACAAUGCAAUUCCACUGCCUCCAAACAGCAAUCAAGCAAACAUGAAUGGCACAUCUCAGCCUGCCUCUCACAAAAGUCCUCCUGAACCCUCUGCAACUAAUGGUGACAACCACACAGGUGUAAAAGCAUCAGAACAAGGAACCAGCCCAGGUACAGCACCAAUUGUGGAACCCAACAACAGAACAAUCCCAGGGACUGAAAAUGUGCAAACUAGCAUUUUUGUAACUCCCCAAGAGCUUACUAUGGAAGGCAACAGCCCUUGGGUAUCAGAGGACUUUUCUCCUGAAAGUCAUUCAGGUGCAAGAACCUGGUUUGGCUGUGAGCAGCCUUUUGCUCCUGAGAAUCCUGCUGCAGUUACCGAUGCUUUACUAGUCUCAGACACUUGCCUGGACGUGAGUGAAGCUGCCUUUGACCAUAGUUUCAGCGAUGCCUCAGGUCUGAACACGUCCACGGGAACAAUAGAUGACAUGAGUAAAUUGACAUUGUCAGAAGGCCAUCCGGAAACACCAGUUGAUGGGGACACAGGGAGGCAAGAUAUCUGUUCAUCUGAAGCCUCAUGGGGUGAUUUUGAAUCUGAUGUAAUGGGCCAAAAUAUCGAUGAAGAUCUAAUGAAAGAGCCGGAACAUUUCCUCUAUGUUGGUGACCCUCCCUUGGAGGAAGACGCUCUGAAGCGAUCGCUGGCACCAUACACACCACCCUUUGAUUUGUCCUGUCUCACGGAACCUGCCCACAAUGCAGAAACGACAGAGGAAGCUGGGUCCCCAGGGGAUGAGUCUCUGGAAAGCGAAGCAGCAGGGAUACUGCUUUCUGCUCUUCCGGAAAGGAGAAAUGAGGGAAACCACACUGAAACCAAAAGAAGGCAGCCUGAACCCCAGCUGGUUGUGCUGCAUAUUCACGAAGACCCUGAGUCGGUUUCUUUGUCUGUAGACGUGCACUCUGACACUGAGUUAUCUCCAUCAAACAACAUUGAGUUAUCUCCAUCAGACAUCGACUGGGAAGUAGAAUCAGAUCGUUCUGAUGCACCAGCAGGUGGCGACAUAGGAUCACCAAAUGGUGCCAGCAGAGGAAUAUUAGAGCUGGAAGAGGAAAAAAUAAUUCCUAUCAAAGAGCCUGAGCAGAUAAAGUCAGAAUACAAGGAAGAAAGAUGCACAGAGAAGAAAGAAGAUCAUGCUCUACACAUGGACUACAUACUUGUAAACCGUGGAGAAAGUUCACCCCUGACGCCAGAGGCCUGGGAAGCAAGAGAAAGCAUAUCCGAAUCAGAGGAAAUGCCCACAGGUUCUGAAGAAGCGAGGCUGCCAGAAACUCAGUCAGCAAGCUUCCCAGACACAUGUCAGCCUCCCUCCUUAGAUGAUAGAAAAGAUCAUUCUGCAGAGAGAAUGUCUUCCAAAGAGUACAAGAGCUCAUCUUUUGAAAGCCCUGUGGAAGAGCAGAGUUGGAUGGUCUUGGGCCACGGUGAGGUUAGUGAUCGGUUGUCGGAAGCCAGGGACUCAGGGCCUGGAUGUUGUGGCAAGACUGUGGAGCCAUUCUCUGAUCUCAGCUUGGGAAGGGGGCCCCAGAUGGAGGUUCUGGGAGAAAUGAAGCCUCUAGAAUCCUUAGCACUAGAGGAAGCCUCUGGUCUGGGCAGCCAGUCAUGGAAAAGCAAGAGCCAUGGCAGGACUGGCCUGGAUGCAUUUAUGUUGCAGAUGGUCGCCCAUGACAAUGAAUGGGAAAUGCUUUCACCACGGCCUUCUCAGAAACACACGAUCUCUGAACUGGAAAUAGAGGAGGAGACAGAGUUCCUCGAGCCCAGAACUGAGAAACCAAGACCAAAUGGACUGCUGUCAGAGGAUGUAGGAAUGGACAUCCCCUUUGAGGAGGGAAUGCUGAGUCCAGAUUCUGUGGACAUGAGGCCUGAACCUCCUAAUUCUCUGGAUCUUAAUGACUCUCAUCCUCGGAGAAUCAAGCUCACAGCCCCAAAUAUCAACCUUUCUCUGGACCAAAGUGAAGGAUCUGUUCUCUCUGAUGAUAACCUGGACAGCCCAGAUGAAAUUGAUAUCAAUGUGGAUGAGCUCGAUACCCCUGAUGAGGCAGAUUCUUUUGAGUACACUGGCCAUGAAGAUCCCACAGCCAACAAAGAUUCUGGCCAAGAGUCAGAGUCUAUUCCAGAAUAUACGGUCGAAGAGGAGCGGGAGGACAACCGGCUGUGGAGGACAGUGGUGAUUGGCGAACAGGAGCAGCGGAUUGACAUGAAGGUCAUCGAGCCCUACAGGAGGGUCAUUUCUCACGGAGGAGAUUCAGGUAACCUUCUCUGCAGUGUUGCUGGACAAAUGAUCCUGGAAACAAUGAGGACAAGAGUUGCUGACUGGUGUGUGUGUGUGUGUGUGUGUGUUGUGGUUGCGACUGUGACGUCUUCCCUUCUCACUGCAUUCCAUUUGCUGGCCAGCACACUGUGUUACAGCCCUUUCAUGCCUCUCUGGGCCACCUCAGGAUACUAUGGGGACGGUCUAAAUGCCAUCAUUGUGUUUGCCGCCUGUUUUCUGCCAGACAGCAGUCGGGCGGAUUACCACUAUGUCAUGGAAAAUCUUUUCCUAUAUGUAAUAAGUACUUUAGAGCUGAUGGUAGCUGAAGACUACAUGAUUGUGUACUUGAAUGGAGCAACCCCAAGACGGAAGAUGCCAGGGCUGGGCUGGAUGAAGAAAUGCUACCAGAUGAUUGACAGACGUUUGCGGAAGAAUUUGAAAUCCUUCAUCAUUGUUCAUCCAUCUUGGUUCAUCAGAACAAUCCUUGCAGUGACAAGACCUUUUAUAAGUUCAAAAUUCAGCAGUAAAAUUAAAUAUGUCAGUAGCUUAUCAGAACUCAGUAGUCUGAUCCCAAUGGAUUGCAUCCAUAUCCCAGAGAGCAUCAUCAAGUACGAUGAAGAGAGAUCUUAUAAGAGAAGCGUAAGACUGGAUGAAGAACUGAGGGAAGCAUCAGAAGCAGCUAACUGGCCAGUACGGGGACCUGGACCCAUGACCUUGGUGUUACCAGCACCAUGUUCUCCCAAAACUAGCUGCCUGUACAAUGAUCCAGAAAUGUCUUCUAUGGAGAAGGAUAUUGACCUGAAGCUGAAAGAGAAGCCGUAGGUGGCCGUGGCUGGAGGAAGAGGAUGCUGGUCUGCUCUGUGGUUCUGUUGAAACGUACCUACCUGAAAGAGACAGGGCUGAUGUCACUUAUUUCCAUUUGCACUACCUGGUGCCAUCCUAAUUUUCUAAGGGGAGAAAAAGGAAGAGAAUUUGUUUACUCUUAACAUGUUUUAUGAAAUUGUGUGUAUUUUCCUAUUUUGCCAAUUAUGUGCCUCAAAGAUUUUAGUUGAACCUUAGCAAGAGAGUAGGACCUUCCAUUUCAAUAUUUCGCUAACACUUGGUGCAGUGAUAUUUUGCCCCUUAGACUGGUGGUUACCAAUAAGAUAACUUUAAUCCACUGUUAAGUGUGAGUGGAUUUGUUUCCAUAGCUUAGCUGCAUAUCUCCUUGGUGAUCGUUUUAGGUUUAAAGUACCCAGCGCACAGCUCUCCCCAGGAACGCUGCCCCCAUGUCAGUCCACCUUCAAAAUCCGAAGCCUGCUUAGGGCAGCCAUGAACGAAACACAGUUGUAAAAGCAUCGUAAGCUAAGUGCCCACUUGGGUCUCAUUCACGUGAACCUUCUUUAACUUCUCAGAGGGAAGCCAGACUUUCUAAUUCACAUGAAUUUUAUUUUAGUUAUCAAAUUUGGGAUCAGGUUUUAUGUAAAUUGUUCCUUAAAAAAAUCACUUCUUUGGUGAAUGUGGAAGACCUCCACAUUGCAAAAGUAAAGGGUCAGUGUCACAUUUUUGGUAUCUAUCUGUGCUUCAGGCCAUAGACUUAGUUCAAGAUGUUACACUUAAGUGCCAGGGACUCAAGUGUAAGGUAGCUCACUCAAAAAGUGCUUGGUAACAUUUAGUUAUCCGGAUUUCUCUCUCGAGUGCAUUACAAGAAGUGAUCCACUUUAAAACACUCUAAUCUAAUCACGGGUUUAAAAUUAAAUUCGAGUAUGUACUAUCAUUUACAAAAUAUUUCCUUUAUAGUCUUCCUAUGCCCUUUAAAAUGCCGACGUGAUUUCAGAUCUGUAGGCCUCUAACAGAGGGGUUGGCAAACUACAACCAAAUCUAGUGCACCACCAUGAGCUAAGAAUGGUUUUUACAUUUUUGGUUGGAAAAGUUUUUCAAUAUUUUAUGACACAUGAAAAUUAUUCAAAUUUUAGUAUCCACAAAUAAAGUGUUAUCGAAACACAUCCACACAAAUUUGUUUUCGUACUGUCUACGGCUACUUUCACACUACAACAGCAGAGCUGCGUAUUCACAACAGACCAUAUGGCUCACAAAGCCAAAAACAUUUACUAUCUUUACAGAAAAAGUUUGCCAAGCCCUGUUGUAUCUAGCAAAUACGUUUUCCCUGCUCCACCCCUUCAUUUGAGUUCGGAUAGUUUCUCUAACCGGAUGGACAAAUGAGGCUGCAAACUAAUCUAUUUUUGUCGAAAAGAAAUUUUUGACAUCCACAGACAGUAAAAUAAAAUACUUGUACAGGGCUUGCUGAAAAAGACGAGGAGCCCUAGCCACAAAAACAUGGCUCGGGUUGGAACUGCAAGACCCAAAGUGAAGUCUUGUUGCAAGCUCCUCUUUAGCUAUCUACAGGUGUUGCUGAAGUCUUCACCUUACUCUGGAAACCAUUCUUAGUCUCCAGGGCCACCUAUUACAAAAAGCUGGCAGAAAUAAAGAUGCAGUGGAAAGAGGGGUUUCACCACAGUAUCAUGGUGAUGACUUCACUGGGGAGAGCUGUACAGGAGGGACACUCUGAGUCCUGGGUAGAAUGAGCCUUGAACCGCAUAGAUGACUUUCUCUGCCCUCAUUUGUGUCAUGUCUGUCCCUCCCCUCCUUGCACAUGUGUGCACAUGCACACGUACACACACACACACACACGCACACGAGCCAGCUGUCCUUCCUCCAGAAGACUCCAUUGAACGUGUUUUUCCCCUCUCGGUCCUUUCAAGUUAGUGUCUUGUUGGACUGUCUGUUCUUUUGGGUCUCUUCCCUCAAGAUAUCUGGCUCGUCUCAUAGAAAAAUCCUAGAGCCCACCCUCUGUCACAGCCCACCUUCACCUUUGGAAGCCCCAAUUGUGCCUCUCCCAGAAGGUGGUGUUGACAUAAAUACAUGAAACACAGCCCGAUAUUCUGUUUUGUUCACCUGUUUACUACUUGCGCUCAGUAGUGUCCCAUUUUAAAAAAUGAGUGACAUGGUCACCCUAGCCACGGGAAGUAAUGAAGAAUCGAGUGUUCAGUUUAGUGGUGCAAACCUGAGGACACAGAGCCCUUGACAGACUGCUCUUAUUACAGCCAAGCAGACACGGCAACAUUGUGACCAUUCACAUUUUCUUUGAACUUGUCCAACCUAUUUACACAGACCACUCAGGUGGCAUGCUGUUUAAGCUUCAUCUUCCUACAUGAAAAUUAGGAGCAUCUUUCCCAGUCAAUGAUUUUGUAUGGCCUUUGUAUGGGCUGUUGUAUGGGCUGCAUAACCAUUGAUAUUUAAGCAUCUGCUAUUUUCUUAUCUUAAAAAGACAAAUUAAUUUAAUUGCAUAUGCUAGAGAAUAGCUACCAUGGAAAUUCAAUUCAAGUAAAUAGAACCUUAGACAAAUCCUGAAAAAAUCCCUAAGCAGGUAGGUAGACAGAAGUAAACAUUCACAUCAUGCAGCUAUCUGGCUCUCGCAUUCUGAGCAUUCUUGCUUUGGUUCUGAUUUCUGGGAAGUGUUUUGCACUUUGCCUGUAGAUUUGUACUUAAGGGAACCAAGGGGUCAUGAGGGCAAAAGCAUUGUUUUCUCAAAGUGGCAGUUGCUCUUUGUGUAGCUCCUUGAUUGAGACAAAAAACAAAAAUCUGUCAAGGAGUGAGAAGUUUGUUUGCAGGCAAUGGCUGGGUAUGGAAGAAAACUCUGAAGUUCCUGUUGAAGCCAUACAGAGUUUUAUGGGGUUAUCCUCUAAGAGACAUCCUCUGAGAUGUGUAAGGAAGUCACUAUUCCCAGCCUUUGUUAUUAAGAUGCUCUUUUAAGUAUUCAGUUGUGGUACUAUGUUUGCAACUCUUCUCUUACCACAUGCCUCAGUAGUUUGCUCCCUUAGAAACAUUUAGAUGUGCACAAAUUAAUCUUUUAUAUAUUUAAAGGUUUUUCUACUAUGUAUGGGAUUGCUCAGAAUAAAGUAUCUAUUAGACUUUGUUUUGGUAAAUGAAUAAAUUCUCCCUAAAUAGUGUGAAUUAAUAAUAUAAAAAUAUGUAACAACACAAUAUAUCUGCAUAGCCUCUCUGUGUAAUUCAGAAAUAAAAAUAGAU
Messenger RNA from Cynocephalus volans (Philippine flying lemur), 13005 nucleotides. RefSeq names its product prune homolog 2 with BCH domain (gene PRUNE2). Gene Ontology annotation, cellular component: cytoplasm. NCBI's taxonomy places the organism in Eukaryota, Metazoa, Chordata, Mammalia, Dermoptera, Cynocephalidae. Gene Ontology annotation, molecular function: pyrophosphatase activity. The transcript is spliced from 22 exons. Gene Ontology annotation, biological process: apoptotic process. The coding region runs from base 187 to 9759 and encodes 3190 amino acids. The record is from RefSeq and is a predicted model, not a curated record.